AUGCGUAUAAACUGUGAAAUAUCGAUCGUAAAUCGUAUAGCUGCUUCUCACAACGUGCGAAAUGCAAGCAAGCCUGCGCGCGCCUCUUUAGCAAUCGGGCGAAAAGAUUCUUCGAAACUUGACAAUGAGAAAGGAAAGAACUUGUUUCUCUUAGUUUGUACAGCAAAAGAGAGGAAUGGAGCUAAAUACAAGGUGUGUGGUGUGCGAGUCUGCCAAAUUUGAGCAUUCUCUUCCCUAUAAAUUUGACUGCAUUUUGUGUGAUUUUUAAUUUUUUUUUUCGAUUAUGCACUGAGUUUUUACUUAGUUUUUGAUACAUGUAGUACAUGUAUUGUAGCUUGAUAGUACAUGUACAAGUAUUUAUCCGAUGAUUUUUUUAUUUGUUAUCGAUCCUUUGAACUCGUUACAGAUCAAAGAAAACCUGCAGCAAGUCUUCUCCAAGUUUCUCGAAAAAGGCAAAGCUACGAUUCGCUUUAAAGAACCUCCACACGACCUCUUCAUCAACAAGGUAUUGACUGCCGAAUAUGCAAAAAGGAGUCUCUGAUUUAGCGCAUUGGGUGGAUGAGGGGGGGUUACGAGAAGAGAAUAAGGAAGGGGGUGUAAAGAAAAUGAUUGCAGAUGUCCUCUUAGAUGACUUGAUUUUGAUCAAUCCAACGAAUAAGUAGCUUCAGAAUGUCUAUAACAAUGUUUCCUGAUGUCGAAAGCAUAUUGUUCAUCAGCUGUUGUGUUGAACAGUAGUUUAAUUGUUCUGAAGUUUCUUUUCAAAUCUUUUCAUUACCCUUCCAUCCUCAGCACCAAGAAACUAUGGGGAACUACUAAGUUACCUUUUUCAUUUUCUCAUAUCAUUUGUUAUUUACUUUGUCAACAGGCUGACCCAUCAAGUCUGAAAACAUUUUUAUCUUUACUCAAGCUUGGAGAUAAAGCAUUAGAAAAUGUCAACCUAUCCUGUCUGGUUCCUGCAAAGGUCUCUGAAAUAGAAAAGCCCAAAACUGAAAUGGUGAUCAAACGUAGAGCAGAUUAUCCUCUUGGAAAGCCAUUUCCAAGUAAGCUUGACAAGUUGACUGUAAACAACUGUGGAAUUGUACGUAUUGAGGCACGAAUUUUACAAAUGAAGAGCUUGUCAUGUUUGAAUGUUGCUGACAAUCAAGUGAGGGCAAUCCCUUGCAGACUGGCCAGUUUCUCAACAUUAUCAGAGCUAAUUUUGCAUGGCAAUCGGAUCAGGGAAUUUCCAUCUUUGUUGUGUUCGGGAAGCUUGGCAUCAUCCUUGAAGCUCUUAGAUCUCAGUCAAAAUGAAAUCAAGCUUUUACCUGUGACAUUCUGUAACUUAAAGAACCUUGUUCACUUAAAACUUGAUAAGAACAGUCUUCACAUGUUACCAAUAAAUACUGGAAGUCUUUCACAUCUGAGAUUCUUCUCUGCCAGUCAUAACCAGCUAAAGGUCUUACCUUACAGCCUAUCCAAGUUAAAACUGGAUUCCAUUGAUGUAUCUGCAAACCCAUUUUUAGCUCAGGAUAAGUGGUACAACAUUAGCAAAUUGGCUGUUCCAUCAUUGAAGGAAUGUGCAGGAAUUGCUGUCAAGAAGCAUAAGUGAGUAUUACUAACAAGUGAUCUUGAAAUUUCAUUGAAAAUUUCCUGUUAUUUUUAUUAUAUGGAAAUAUAGUUCUGAAUUAAUACUCAGCAUUCUGAUAAGUUCUUACCUUGGUCAGGAUUUUGCCAUAUGAACAAACUGUAUAUCUGGUAUAAUUUUGUUGGUGAAAUUGGAAAAUUCAAAAAAAUUUAUUACUGCUGAGGUUUAUGAGACCUCAGGACAGAGUUGCAGGGAUUUGCCAGCCAUGGGGGUGGUAUUCCAUAGUUGAAGCCUCAGGAUACCCCAGGCAACCACAUCCUAUUUGGCUCCUUUAAACUACCAAGAUCUGACUGUUAAUUCUCCCUUCUAACAGCCAAACAUUUCCUUGUUAAUCAGUUCAGAGAAUUUGGUGUUAGAUCAAGGUGGCAACUUCUACCUGAUAAGUUUGAAUAUUCCCAUUACCUGUUUGCUGUGUAAUGUAUGGAUAUUAAAGGAAGAGGUUGCAUAUUAAUCACUUCUGGGAGUUAAAAGGUUUAGUGAGACAGCACUAAAAUAAGUCAUCGGAACUUUUUCAGACAGAAAAGUUUGUCACAGAAAACAGCCACUGGUCAUGUGUCUCCACAUUGAAAUACAAACUUCUCUUUUGCAGCAACUUUUCUGACUUCAAAUCUCUUCUCCUCUUUCGGCAGGUGUGCAUACUUCAAAGAACUCAUUCCAUCCUCUCUCUGUGUAUUUCUGGACACAGCAAAACAGUGUUUUUGUGGAAACUACUGCUUCACAUCGUGUGUCCACCACAUUAUAACUAUCAAUAUUCAUCAGCUAGCUCAUACAGUUGUGUCUGCUUGUCCUACACAAAGCCACAUUCCAGCAGAAAGUUUUAUUUGUUCUCAAAGAUGUCUUCAGAGAUUGCAGAAUAACAAAAGACCUUUCUGGAGAUAG
Molecule: messenger RNA, 2503 nt
Organism: Pocillopora meandrina
Lineage: Eukaryota; Metazoa; Cnidaria; Anthozoa; Scleractinia; Pocilloporidae
Source: the annotation of a GenBank genome assembly